AUGUCCAGCUCUCGACUCUCAACGGCGAGAGCAUGUAGAAGCUGUCCACCGGUCACUCGGACAACACGCUUGUAUUUCACCUCUUCCGUGCCCAACGCAUCCACCUCAUCCGCCGCAUCAACCAAACCAGCCAGACUCCGUUUCGCCCCCUCCCCCACCGGCUUCCUCCACCUAGGCGGCCUCCGAACAGCCCUCUUCAACCACCUCUACGCCCGUGCUCUCGGUGGUAAAUGGAUCCUCCGAAUCGAAGAUACCGACCAAACCCGUCUCGUCCCUGACUCCGUCUCUGCUCUCCAACACACCCUCGAAUGGGCUAAACUAGACUACGAUGAAGGACCAUCCGCCAGCGGCUCCCACGGGCCAUACGUCCAAUCUGAACGACUCGAUCUAUACCGCUCCCACGCAGAGAAGCUCAUCGCUGAUGGUAAAGCGUAUCGCGACUUUCGACCUGAGGCUGUUGCCCCUGCUGACGACUCUGCCCGUACAAAACAAGUUCUGUUACGAGACAACUACAUUCCUCCCACAGAGAGUGAGGCUAAACAUCUUAUAUCGCUUAACAGACCUCACGUUGUUCGCCUUCGCGCACCAACCACCGCGCUCGAUCAUGAAGAUUUGGUAUACGGCUCGAUUCACUUUCCCUCCGAUCCAAUCCUGCAGGGUACAGGAGAUCCAAUCCUGCUCAAAUCCAACGGGUGGCCCACCUACCACUUAGCCAAUGUAGUAGACGAUCAUGAGAUGGGUAUAACUCAUGUUUUGCGUGGUGAAGAGUGGUUGCCUUCUCUGCCGAAACAUAUUUGGUUGUACAGGGCGCUUGGGUUGGAGCCGCCGAAAUUCGCUCAUCUGCCGCUCCUGGUAAACGCAGAUGGGACUAAGCUGAGUAAGCGGACGGGUGAUGUGAAGGUGGAGAAUUAUAGAGAAAGGGGAUUUGAACCGGAAGCAUUGGUUAAUUUUUUGGGUUUGAUGGGGUAUAAUAAUCUCGCCUAUCACCAAUCUGAUGCGAAGGGAAAGGAGGGGGGAAGGGGGAAGGAGGAUGAGGCAGGAUAUGAUGUGUUAACAAUGGAAGAGAUGGUGAGAGGAUUUGAUGUCAAGCAUGUCAAUAGGAGUAGGGCUACGGUUGACUUGAGUAAGCUGUAUUAUCUGAAUGCUAGACAUUUGGCGUUGAAGCUCGAGGACAAGAGUCCAAAUGGUGGCAGGGAUGAGUUGGUCGCUAAGAUUCAGCCGAAACUUGUCGAAGCGUUCCCUGAAGUUAGCGAUCGACUACGAAGCGACCCCGGGUUGAUGGAAAACGUAGUACUGUUGACGAAAGGUACCUCACCAACGCUAUACGACGUCCCUGAAUCAGCCAUACCGCUCUUCCGUCGACCAAGCUUCGAGCAGUCAGAAGUCAUAGCUUUGUUUGCAAAGAACUCCCUGAUUCAUGCACAUUUUGGCGCUGCAGUGAGAGAAGCUCAUAAUCUGUACAGUCAGCUAGGGGAGAGCAAGGAAAAAUGGACACGAGAAGCAAUUCACGAAGUCAUCGCAAAGCUGCCCAAGGUGCUCAGCGAUGCAAAAUCGCCAACAGAUGAAGUUGGAGGAUCGAAAGCGCCAAAGUCAAAAGUCAAAAAGGCAGCUGUGUUGGCGCCAUUAAGGUUUGCAAUUAGUGGGAAGGAAAGAGGGGCUCCCUUGGCGGAUCUGUUCUUGUUUCUAGGUAAAGAGGAGUCGUUGAUUCGUUUGCAAGGUGCUGUUGAUGCCCACGAUGCAGGGCUGCUUAGUGCGAAGACACCGUGA
Molecule: messenger RNA, 1767 nt
Organism: Ustilago hordei
Lineage: Eukaryota; Fungi; Basidiomycota; Ustilaginomycetes; Ustilaginales; Ustilaginaceae
Exons: 1
Coding region: 1-1767 (588 amino acids)
Biological process (GO): glutamyl-tRNA aminoacylation
Molecular function (GO): glutamate-tRNA ligase activity; ATP binding; zinc ion binding
Source: RefSeq, a predicted model, not a curated record